This is a messenger RNA of Ceratitis capitata (Mediterranean fruit fly), 1857 nucleotides long. RefSeq names its product homeobox protein unplugged (gene unpg). The transcript is spliced from 3 exons. Gene Ontology annotation, molecular function: DNA-binding transcription factor activity, RNA polymerase II-specific; RNA polymerase II transcription regulatory region sequence-specific DNA binding. Gene Ontology annotation, biological process: regulation of nervous system development; regulation of transcription by RNA polymerase II. NCBI's taxonomy places the organism in Eukaryota, Metazoa, Arthropoda, Insecta, Diptera, Tephritidae. The record is from RefSeq and is a predicted model, not a curated record. Gene Ontology annotation, cellular component: nucleus. The coding region runs from base 84 to 1760 and encodes 558 amino acids.
GUUGGAAAAUAUUUAAUAAUUUAUAGAAGAAAAUAAUAAUUGAAUUAAUACUGACCGAGCUAAUUGCAAUCGUUUUCUCCGCCAUGGAGGGUGCCCGUCCCCUGGUAACGGACACAGCUAGUAAACUAACGAAAUUCUCUACCCCCUUCUCCAUCGAGAGUCUCAUCGCUAACCACCACCAACAACAACAACAACAGCAGCAGCAGCAGCAGCAGCAGCAACAACAUCAAGAACACGAUCCUGAAAGAAGUGCACAAAUGCCAGUUCCCCACCCACAACGCGAACAGGAUGAGUUGAAUGCGCGCGCUUUGGUCGCAACAUCUGCCUUAGGACUGUCGAAUUUCCCUUUCUAUAAUCCCUGGCUACACGGUUACUUCGCACAGAAUCACGAUCGGUUGACUCAAUUGAUCUCCAGCGGCGCCUACCUGACAAAUUUCGCUAAAACAGAACAGAGUGUGCCAUCCGCAGCACCCCAAAUGGUGUCGUCAAGAAACGCUACAUCAUCACUGCCAUCUGCACAUUCACAACAAUCUUCGCAGGCAAUGGCUGUUGGUGGCAAUUUCACUGGCAACUCGUGUAAUAGUGAUCACACACGUAUGGUGGUGCCGUCGGUGGCCACGCAUAACCUGGAUCCAACACACAUGUCGGCGGCGCGUUUCCUCUUUAAUCCGUCGGAUGUGAAUUAUCGUGAUAAGCUAUUGUUAAGUACUUUCGGAGGCCUUGCGGGGGAGAAUCAUGCUUCCACAAAUGCGACGCAUGCAAGUCUCGCCAAUGGCUCCGGUGUAGAUCAACGGAACGGAAAUGUUGAUGGUGUGAUGGCUGAUGAUUAUGUGCAUAAUUUAACGGUACAUACGCGUCUACAAAGUCCCACGUCGAGUAGAAAUAAUAGUUCGGUACUAAAUGAACAGAAUGCAAGUGAUAUGACAAUGGUGGCUUCGUCCGCCUCCAGUUGUGGGAAUACGAAUAGUCGGGAUUCGUUAAAGUCGCAUACGUCUGAGGCGUUGCUGGAUGUUGGCAUGGAUGAUGAUUUCGACUGUAGCGGCGAUUCCUGCAGUGACAUUAGUCUUACAAUGUCACCGAAAAAUUACAGCACUGAUAUGGAUAAGAGCAGGGGCUACACACACUCGGAUAGCGAAGACUGUUCAGAUGAUGAAGCGACGAGUGGACAAAACGACUCCAAUAAGGAUAGCUCUAGUAAUUGUGGUGGUGGAAGCUCAAAAUCACGUCGUAGACGCACCGCUUUCACGUCCGAGCAGUUGUUGGAACUGGAGAGAGAAUUUCAUGCGAAGAAAUAUUUGAGUUUGACGGAGAGAAGUCAAAUAGCAACAAGCCUUAAACUCAGUGAAGUGCAGGUGAAAAUCUGGUUUCAAAACCGUCGCGCGAAAUGGAAGCGUGUCAAAGCCGGUCUAACAUCGCACGGUCUCGGUCGCGGCGCUGGCGGUGGCACGAAAAUAGUCGUACCCAUACCAGUGCACGUCAAUCGUUUCGCGGUGCGUUCACAACACCAACAAUUGGAGAAAAUGUGCCUGAGUGGUCCGAAACCUGAUCUGCGUAAGAAAGUGCCCACGGAGCUUAGUGGCUUUGAGAAAUUCAACGGUGCCAAUGGCGUGGUCGCUAGCCUGAGUAAUGGCAGCGCUGCUGGUGUUCUUAGUGCAACGGCGACGCCGGCAGCAUUAAUGGCGGCAGCGAAUAUGGCGGCCGCGGCAGCGAAUGGUGUGACGGCGGUGGGUACAUUGGCUUUAGCGCGGAGUAUUUAUUAAGUCGAUUCGGUUCAAUGCGCCAUUUGUUACACGCAAAUUAUGUGUGUACGAGUAUGUAUUGUAUAUUUAGUUCUAUGUAUGUUACUUUGAGAUUUUA